AUAUUUUAUUUUUUAAGUAAUUUUUUUAAUUUUAAUAAUUUUAAAGUUCCCCCCCACACACACAUACACACAGGGGGGACUUGUCUGUGUUCCUCCUCCAGGUAUUAUUCAGGAUUUGUCCUUGAAUUAAGUACCUUUCUGACAUUGUAGGCAAGUGGACAGUGAUGCAAACAAUGGCCCCUUAAACUGCUGUAAAAUUAGUUAAAAGCAUAGGGUACUUUGGAACAAUCGUGUUAAAGAGGGCUGUUCUGUGAGCAACAGAAGGUAAGUAAAACCUUUAGACAUGUCCAGUCCAGCGUGCUGAUUAGAAGGAUACUCUUUAAUUGGACUACACAACUUUAGUCUUUUAAUUUUAUGUAUCUGUGAAGGUACUCAUAGCAUAUUUUAAGGUAAUGGAUAUUACUUUUAAUGUAUAAUAUUUGAUCGUGGAAAUGUGAGAUUUACAAAAAUAGCCAUGGCAUUUGGCACGUAGGACUUCAGUCUCCUUUUACUGUUCCUUUUAUGACAGAACCUAAAACACGAAUGUGGCUUAUGAAGACUUUUAGCCAGCUUUGUUAUAUAUGUUUAUUUAUUGAUCAUCUUAUAGACUAACUGAAGAAAAACAUAAAUGUUAAUAUUUUUGCCCUUCUAGCCUGAUGAGGUCCACAGCAGUUGGUUUCUGACUAGCUAAUGAAAAGUUGGGUUACUAUCAUUCUAAGUAGUCUAGGAAGUCAAAUGAGUAACUCAGACAAGUGUUUUGCUUUAUUUUAGGCCCAGGUAAACCUGUUCCAAAUUAUUCAACCAUUGCUGAAUUUCCUGAGCGCACGUAAUUGAGAGAACUUUUUCAAUCAUGGACAAACAAAUUGCGCAAACGAAUGCUCCUCACCAAGGGACAAACUUCCCAGCUGCAUAUCCUCAAUAUCCUCCAGCAGCAUUCCAAGGACCUUCAGGACAUACUGGCUACCCUGACUCACAGCCUGCCUAUCCUGGGAUGCUGACAGGCUAUCCUGGCCCCCAGGGUGCCUAUCCUGGAAUUCAGGCAGGCUAUCCUGGCCCCCAGGGUGCCUACUCAGUCCCACCACCUGGCUAUUCAGGUGCUGGUCCAGUCGGCUUCCCUGUCCAACACCAGCCAGUGCAUAAUCAGCCAGGUGGACCUGCAGGGGUACCAUGGAUGCCAGCACCACCUCCUCCAUCAGGCUGCCCACCAGGGUUGGAAUAUUUAAGUCAGAUAGAUCAGAUGCUGGUUCAUCAGCAAGUUGAACUUCUUGAAGUCUUAACAGGUUUUGAAACAAAUAACAAAUAUGAGAUUAAGAACAGCCUUGGACAGAGAAUUUACUUUGCUGUGGAAGAUACUGAUUGCUGUACCCGAAAUUGCUGUGGAGCGGAUAGGCCUUUUACCAUGAGGAUUCUUGAUCUGAUGGGCCGAGAGGUCAUAACUCUGCAGAGACCACUGAGAUGUUCCAGCUGUUGCUGCCCCUGCUGCCUUCAGGAGAUAGAAAUCCAUGCUCCUCCUGGCGUACCAGUGGGUUAUGUUAUUCAGAAUUGGCACCCGUGCUUGCCCAAACUUACAAUCCAGAACGAGAGGAGGGAAGACACACUCAAAAUCAUUGGUCCGUGUCUUGUGUGCAGCUGUUGUGCAGAUGUUGAUUUUGAGAUUAAAUCCCUUGAUGAAGAAAAUGUGGUUGGCAAGAUUUCCAAGCAGUGGACUGGUUUUGUGAGAGAGGCAUUUACAGAUUACAGUGAUUUUGACAUUCAGUUCCCUGUAGACCUUGAUGUGAAAAUGAAAGCUGUGAUGCUUGGCGCCUGUUUCCUCAUUGACUUCAUGUUUUUUGAAAGAACUGGAGGCCAAGAUCAGAGAGCAGGAGUGUGGUAGUGGAUUAAUAAAGGUCUCAGAAACUCUGAAGUCUGUAUAUUGACUGAGACUAUGUACAAGCAAAAUUCAGUGGGUUUUCUUUUCUUUAGUGAAAUGACAUAACAUGUAUGACUUAUACUGUGAUGCCUGAUGCUCCGGAUCUAUGAUUUCAAUUUUCAAAUUAUAGUUUAUUUUCUGUAUCACUUACUUAUAAAUGUUUUUAUACAUUUUCUUUCAUUUUAUACAUUUUGUACUUCAGAGAAAGAACAUAGGGACUUUUACAUUUAAACAUGAAACUUCCUUUGAUAAAUUGCUUUAUUUUCAACUUUAUAACAAAAUUAAUUAAAAUUAUUUAAUACAAAAUUAUUUUAUUUAGCUACAAUUACAUAUGUAGCAACUUAUUUUGCAAAAUAUUGUAUAUUCAAAAUAGUUACAAAUGAACAUAACUUCAGUUUCCUUUACAAUUAUGUUCAAAUAAUACUCAAUAUUCACAUUAUCAAGGAAAAGUAAAAUAUGUAUUUGUAUUUAUUCAGCAAUUAUAUCACAUUUAACUUUUAUAUAAGCUAAUCUACUAUAAGAUUUUUAUAUUAACAAGACAAUAAGUUACCAUUUUCUAAUGGAUUUCAGUAAAAAAAACAUGAUUCCAUCCCAAAAAAGGGCACAUUUAAAGAUUCACUCACUCUAAAACUGUAGUGUUAUAAUUUUUGAAGUAAUUAUUUACACAUUGAAUGCUUAGUACUGAAUUCUGUUAUUCACAGAACAUGUUAUGAGAUCAUUCAGGUAUUAAAUAAAACAUAAGUAUUCUAUCAGAGAAUGAACUUCAAUAAUGUGCUAGUAGGUUAUACCAACAAUCAAGUAACUGAAAUAAAAAAAUAUCAAUAUA
Messenger RNA from Miniopterus natalensis, 2714 nucleotides. Lineage: Eukaryota; Metazoa; Chordata; Mammalia; Chiroptera; Miniopteridae. The record is from RefSeq and is a predicted model, not a curated record.